AUUUGCUAUUUAAUUUCAUCAUCUAUAAUGUAUCCUUAUUUUCUUUAUAUCACCAAGCAGGUAGAUCAAAUAACGUGAAAUUGUUUUAAUUUAACUAGUAGUUUGAGUUAAGUCCUAGAUAUGUAAAUGUAACACUGCAAUAAAUACUUAAGAAGUAAAAUUUUGCUAUUCAUAAUAAUCCUACUCGAUUCAAGUAUGAUUUUUUCCAAUAAAAAAUACAUGUGAAAAUUGGAUGCCUUGUUAGUGUCUUUCAUACAUUGCACUAAUUUACUUUCUUUGGUAAAGAAAUAAAAUAUUUUUCAAUACUUCUUCAGGCCAUCUAACCUUCCUUAAUACUGUGCAGAAAAUUCUUUCACCUUUCUCCCGUAAAUUUAGCAACUUAUUUGGUAAUCUUUUGACAUAAAUGUGGAGUGAAAGUUAUAUUUUGUGACUUUCCAGUGGCUGCAUAUGCUUUUGAGCACAUAGGACGACUUUGCUACGAUAGCAGUAUGGAGAUGACUCCAUCCAACCUGGCCAUGCUAUGUUCUGCUGCUCAUUUCCUGGAAAUGGAAUGUGAUGAUGAUGAUGGUCCUGCAGGAACACCCAACUUGAAACCUCAAAUUGAAAAAUUUCUUGAUGGGAUUCGUUUCUGGACUUGGUCUGAGCUCCUUGAAGCAUUGAAACUGUGUCAAGGCUUGUUUUCUUUCAAAGGUUAUUUGGAAAUUCUGGACAGAAUUGUGGAUAACUUGAUAGAGAGGCUAGCUUCACCCGGCAUCACAAGUCCAAAUACAUGUUCCUCCAACAGGUCAAGCUUUCAGUUUUCCUGUGCUACUAGCAGUAAUAAUAGUUGGAGAAAUAACUGCUCUGGGGCUACAUGGUGGUUUGAACAUCUUUUGUUCUUGAAGAUUGAUUUGUUGGAUAAGGUCAUAAGGACAAUGAUAUCUUAUGAUUUUGAUCAUGGUGUGGUCUCUAGGUUUCUGUUCCACUAUCACAACUCAAGUUGUCUUGGUGCUGCACAAGCUGAGAAGAUGGAGUCUACUAAGGUUGUAAUCGAUCUUGUUUUGCUGCUAGAAUCGAGAUCAAUUUCUUGCAAGGAUUUAUUCAAUCUUAAUCGGUCUGCUGUUAGUUUGAAAAUGAGCAGAAGUUGCAUAAACAAGAUAGAAAGUCUUAUAGGUCCUCUGCUGGAUCAAACAACAAUUGAUUAUCUACUUCUUCCAUCUCCACACGGGAAGGGUCAAGCAUAUGAUGUUGAUUUUGUCCUAAGGCUAGUACACAUAUUUUUCUUUGGAGGUAGUUUUGAGUUAACCUCAAAUCGACUGAUGAGAGUGGCGAAAAUGAUGGAUUUGUUCCUUGUGGAAGUUGCUCCAGAUCCCCAUCUCAAACCUUUUGAGUUUGAAGCAUUGAUUACAGUGCUCCCAGAUGCAGCAAGGGAAUCUCAUGAUCAAUUGUACCUAGCCAUGGACAUGUAUCUAAAGGUCCAUGCAGGACUAAGUGAAAAAGAGAAGAUAAGUAUCUGUAGUACACUGAACCACGAGAAGCUGUCAGCUGAACUUUUGAGGCAUCUUACUCGAAGCUUGGUGUUUCCUUCAGACGCAAAACCAAGAGCUUAUGUUACUAGACAAAGCCGAAUGAAGACCUUGCUCCAGGAAAAUGAUCAUUUGAAAAACUUUUUUGAGUCCAUGUUUCGUAAAAGCUUCAAGAACAUGGAAGCGAAUGAGGAUGUUGAAAAGAGAAGCUAUGAUGCUGAAGAACUUAGAGGAGAUUGGGAAGGAAUGCAGAAUGGGACCCAAAUGGCCAGUAUGAAGAAGUCAGGGACCCAUAUUAUGAGCAAUGCUAUGUACUUGCCAAAACUCUGUUCAUGAUUUUUAGUUGCAGAUUUUAGACUGAAUUUUGUGUGUAUACCUGUGUAGUCUUCAAGUAUUAAAGGAGUAAAGUUAUGCAAAUACUGUACAGAUAUCAUAUUCUAUGUAACAUAUUUCACACAUGAUUUUAUAUAAGAGAGAAUUGCCACUU
Messenger RNA from Glycine soja, 1992 nucleotides. RefSeq names its product BTB/POZ domain-containing protein At3g22104-like. The transcript has 2 exons. The record is from RefSeq and is a predicted model, not a curated record. The coding region runs from base 489 to 1841 and encodes 450 amino acids. Lineage: Eukaryota; Viridiplantae; Streptophyta; Magnoliopsida; Fabales; Fabaceae.